Gymnodraco acuticeps is the source of this 3175-nucleotide messenger RNA. RefSeq names its product methylcrotonoyl-coenzyme A carboxylase 2. The transcript is spliced from 13 exons. Gene Ontology annotation, biological process: L-leucine catabolic process. The coding region runs from base 114 to 1958 and encodes 614 amino acids. The record is from RefSeq and is a predicted model, not a curated record. Gene Ontology annotation, cellular component: mitochondrion; methylcrotonoyl-CoA carboxylase complex. Gene Ontology annotation, molecular function: methylcrotonoyl-CoA carboxylase activity. Lineage: Eukaryota; Metazoa; Chordata; Actinopteri; Perciformes; Bathydraconidae.
CAACAGCUACCAACAAGCACAAUACGGAGGAAGAGGAGACGUCGAGCUCUGUUUUGGUUGAAUGUUUAGCUAUUAAAGAGCAUAAUUUGCUAUAUUGCAGCAGGCAGACUGACAUGUACCGCUGCAUAGUAAGAAGUGUGUGUAGCGGAGGAAAAGUGUGUCCAGGCUUUGUGCCUCCACACACUCUCUCACCCUCAUGGAUGUUGAGAAACACCACAGAGGAAAGAUAUCACAGGCUGGCUGAGCAGCGUUGGCAGUGUUCAGUCCGCUGUAUGAGCUCUGCAGCCAAGAGGAAAAGGUCUCUGCACAGUGCCUUCCCUGUGCUGGAACAGCCCCUCCAGCCCAUCCAACAACAUGUGUAUGAAGCAAACCUACAAAACAGCAACGCCUGCCACAAAAAGUACAUUGAGUUAACUGACAAGGCAAUGAAGGGUGGAGGGGAAAAAGCCAUCGCCAGACACACUCAGAGAAACAAGAAGUUGCUGGUCAGGGAUCGACUGCGCCUCCUUCUGGAUGAUGAGGAUUUCCUGGAGCUGUCACUAUUGGCUGGUCUGGGUCUGCCAUACGGUGACAUCCCUGCAGCUGGAUGCCUGACUGGCAUCGGCAGGAUCAAUGGCCUGUGGUGUGUUUUCAUUGCCAUGGAUGCCACAGUGAAGGGCGGCACAGCGUAUCCAAUCACUGUAAAGAAACAGCUACGAGCACAGGAAGUUGCAAUUCAGAACCGCCUGCCCUGUGUUUACCUUGUGGACUCUGGAGGAGCUUUUCUACCACUGCAGUCAGAGAUCUUUCCUGAUAAGAACCAGGGAGGAAGGACGUUUUAUAACGAAGCCAUCAUGUCUGCGAUGAAGAUCCCACAGGUGUCGGUGGUGUGCGGGUCAUGCACGGCGGGUGGAGCUUACAUCCCCACCAUGGCAGAAGAGACAGUGAUGGUGCACCGGAUAGGAACCAUAUUUCUGGGCGGGCCACCGCUCGUUAAGGCCGCCACGGGAGAGGAAGUCACACCAGAAGACCUGGGAGGAGCCACGCUUCACGCAGAGGUGAGUGGCUGUGUGGACCAUUUUUCCUGGGAUGAAAAGGAGGCGUAUGAGUGUACCAGAAACAUUGUGUCCACCCUCAACUUCCUACUGCCCGAGGAAGAGGAGGAGGAUGAGGAGAGGACGAGGAAGAAGAAAGCUGAGGAAGAGCCGCUGUAUAGUUCAGAGGAGCUUCUGGGGCUCGCUCCUAAGAGUUAUAACUACAGUCUAGAUGUUAAAAUGGUGGUCAGUCGGCUGACAGACGGUAGCCGCUUCCAGGAGUUUAAAGCUCGCUAUGGAACCACGCUCAUCACUGGCUUUGCAAAGAUUCAUAGCAACUUAGUGGGAAUAGUAGCCAACAAUGGAGAGCUGUCAUACCAAGCGGCACUGAAAGGAAGUCAAUUUGUUCAGUUGUGUGACCAAAGAGACAUCCCACUCCUCUUCCUCCAGAACACAGUGCCCACCGCAGCGCCUACACUCACCACCACUCAGGCAGAGAUGAACACCAACCGCCUGAAAGCUCAGGGUUCGAUGAUGUCAGCAGUAGCGUGUGCCUCCGUCCCAAAAAUCACUGUGGUAAUUGGUGGCUGCCAUGGUGCAGACAGCUACGCCAUGUGUGGGCGGGCUUUUGACCCUAAUUUCCUGUUCCUGUGGCCCAAUGCCAGAGUGUCGAUGACGGCUCCGGGUCACGCUGCCUCUCUGCCUUGCCCUGACAGUGAGGCAGAAGAGGAGGAGGAGGAGAAGAAGAAGAAGCAGGAGGACAGGCUAAAUAAGAGACUGGAUGAGGAGAGCUCAGCAUUCUUCUCUUCCGGCAGACUCUGGGACGAUGGAGUCAUUCUGCCUCAGGACACCAGAAAGGUUCUCAGAGACUGCCUUGACAUCAUCAAACAGCAGCAGUAUCAACUCACCACAGAGAGAGUCCGGUCAGCACUUCUGCGUAUAUAAAGGCUGCCAUCUUCCUUCUCCUCACUACCUCUGGACUCUACAAGCAUCCGUCCACUGAGCUGCUGUUUUUAAUGUAAUCUGGUUGCUAUAGCCCAUUAGUGACAUUUACCAAAAUGUGCCAAAAGAAUCAAAGCCAGCCCUGGCCUUUAUUCAGUAUGACUGGUCAUUGAGGGUGAUCAUCAUCCUAAAAGAGAAGAAUGGGGAAAUCGCAGCAUUUAAAAUAAUCUACAUACCGAAACACAAAUGUGUUAAUACAUUACCGCAACAUCUUGUCAGAUACUUGGUAAAGUCACUCACCAACUUUCCAAAAGGUUCAAGAGUCCUCAAAUAUUGAAUUUGUUUUUAGGUUUGGACCUAAUACAUUUUUCUGUCUGCUGUAAACACAGGUGAUGAUUUAAAGUUUCAUUUUUGGUAUAAUAUUUCUCAAAGUUAUGUUGGCUUAUUGAAUUUAAACACUGAAAAAAGUCCCGGUUAAGUGCCUCAUCAUGUCUUGAGUACAUAAAGAAACGCUAUUGAAAUUCAAUCAAUGCUACAAGAAGUGUGAAGUAUUGUUAUUAAUAUAUGACUGUUACAUUUAUUUUGUUAGCACAAGUACUGUGUUUGAGCCUCAACCGAGUUGUGUUUUUUUCCACAGAUAAUCAUGUGCCACCUUUUAUUAAUUUGUUAUUCAAAAGCCCCACAUACACUGAUAUUUGUUUCUAGUAACAAUUUAUUCAACAGUAAUUUCUGUCCAAAAUGAACACAUUGUAAGAUAUCAUGCUCUGUAAUUAAGAAUGUAAAUUAAUAAUAGUAAUGUAGUUUUAUUUCAUUUGUAUUCUAAAAUGAACAAAAAUGUUAAAAAAAUUCAAUUGAAAACUAGUGUGUUUUUUUUCAUGUUUUUAAUAAGGGGGAUAUUCCAAAAUUGAAUGUCCCAGUUUACUUAUAAGUUAAAACAUUUGGGCUGAGUUUGCUGUAACAAAGGUAUUGUUAUGUUGAAGUGAGUACCACUGCUUGCAUCCAAAUGUGAAGUUAAUUCAAAGGAAAUUGAAAUAACAUUAACGUUUGCAAGCAAAAAAAAAUCUUAAACUCUUGACAAGAUCAUAUAAUAGUCAGUGAAGUAUGGUAGACGAAAUGCACUCUAUGGUGACCUUUCAGUGGAGAAAAAGGAUGAUCCACUACCAUUGAAUACCAGCUGGGGGCAGCCAUGAUGAAAAGUUCAAUAAAAACUUUACAUUCUU